Messenger RNA from Pyrus x bretschneideri (Chinese white pear), 3219 nucleotides. RefSeq names its product calmodulin-binding transcription activator 5. Gene Ontology annotation, biological process: regulation of transcription by RNA polymerase II. Gene Ontology annotation, cellular component: nucleus. The transcript has 14 exons. NCBI's taxonomy places the organism in Eukaryota, Viridiplantae, Streptophyta, Magnoliopsida, Rosales, Rosaceae. The record is from RefSeq and is a predicted model, not a curated record. Gene Ontology annotation, molecular function: double-stranded DNA binding; transcription coregulator activity; protein binding. Bases 218 to 2956 code for a protein of 912 amino acids.
AAAAGUCUUUAAGUCCCUACUUUUUAGAAAUUGUUUAUUAGUCAGCCCCUUUCAUUUGCUGCCUUUUCAUUUCUUACGGAAAAACUGACAAUCAUAGAGAGAGAGGCUCAGUGCUGGAAGCUCCCUGAAUUUUCCUUUCACUUGGAUUUUAAUUGGGUUUUGAAGGGUUUAAGGUUUUGAGUGAGGGAAAUUUUGGGAUUACUUGGAGGGUUUAUUGAUGAUGGAGAAUCAGCUUGUGGGCUCAGAGAUACAUGGAUUCCAUACAAUGCAAGAUUUGGAUGUUCCGACUAUUAUGGAAGAAGCCAAAUCAAGAUGGCUCCGCCCAAAUGAAAUUCAUGCAAUACUUUACAAUUACAAGUAUUUCACCAUCCACGUCAAGCCAGUGAACUUGCCACAAAGUGGCACCAUUGUACUGUUUGAUCGGAAGAUGCUUAGAAACUUCAGGAAAGAUGGCCAUAACUGGAAGAAGAAAAAGGAUGGGAAGACAGUUAAAGAAGCUCAUGAACAUUUGAAAGUUGGCAAUGAAGAAAGAGUUCAUGUAUACUAUGCACACGGUGAAGAUAGCCCAACCUUUGUCCGGAGGUGUUAUUGGCUACUUGAUAAGAGUCUAGAACAUAUAGUACUUGUUCAUUACCGUGAAACACAGGAGGUUCAGGGUUCUCCGGUCACACCUGUGAAUUCAAACUCUAGUUCUGUCUCUGACCCAUCUGCUCCAUGGUUUUUAUCAGAAGAACUUGAUUCUGGGGCUAACAAUGCAUAUUGUGCUGGUGAAAAUGAGCUUCCAGAGCUUGGUGACAGGUUGACUGUUAAUAAUCAUGAACAGAGGCUCCAUGAUAUUAAUACACUUGAAUGGGAGGAACUUCUGGUUACAAAUGAUUCUAAAGAAAAGCCAGACAACAUUUCAGGCUAUGACCAGCAGAAUCAAGUCGUGGGAAAUGGCUCUAAUAGUGGCGGAGCCAGCAGUUUAUCAGCUGAAAUUUCUUCUAUUGGUAAUUUAACAAAUCCAACCGCAGGGGGUGAAAACAUUCAGUUCAAUCUUCCAGGCCGUCAUGUUGAGACUGUGGGGGGUGAAGUGAAAUCAAAUGCCCAGAGAAGGGAUUCUAUUGCCAAGGAAGACAAGACAGUUUUGGAUACUAAUGGAUUAUAUAGUCAAGACAGUUUUGGAAGGUGGAUAAACGAGAUCAUGACAGACUCUCAACCUUCAGUGGAAGACCCAGUACUUGAUUCCUCACUUUCAGCUGCGCAAAAUUCAUUUGCUUCUCCCGCUAUGGAUCAUCUUCAAUCUUCUGUUCCUCAGCAAAUAUUUAACAUAACUGAUAUUUCACCUACAUGGGCUUUUUCAAAUGAAAAAACAAAGAUUCUAAUCACUGGCUUCUUACAUAAAGAGUUUUUUCAUCUUGCAAAGUCAGAUCUACUUUGUGUUUGUGGUGAUGUAUGUCUUCGUGCGGAAAUUAUUCAGACUGGGGUGUAUCGCUGUUUUGUACCUCCACAUUUGCCCAGAGUCGUAAACCUUUUUAUGAGUAUUGAUGGCCAUAAACCCAUCAGCCAAGUACUAAACUUCGAAUAUCGUGCUCCUGUUUUGAGUGAUACAGUAGUUUCUUCAGAAGAUAACAAAUGGGAAGAAUUCCAAGUACAGAUGCGGCUUGCUUAUUUGCUUUUCUCCUCAUCUAAGAGCCUUAACAUUAUAUCUAGUAAAGUGCCCCCGAAUGCCCUGCAAGAAGCCAAGAAGUUUUCCCACAGAACCUCUCACAUAUCUAAUAGCUGGCCAUAUUUGAUGAAGGCAAUUGAAGAGAACAAAACUCCCUUGCCGCUGGCAAAGGAUAGUCUGUUUGAACUAAUUUUGAGGAACAGGCUAAAGGAUUGGCUGUUGGAGAAAGUUUUUGAGGUCUCUAAAACCAAAGAAUAUGAUGCUCAUGGUCAAGGAGUAAUCCAUUUAUGUGCUAUUCUAGAAUAUACAUGGGCUGUUCGCUUGUUUUCAUGGUCUGGCUUGUCAUUAGACUUUCGUGAUAGACGUGGAUGGACAGCCCUUCAUUGGGCGGCAUAUUGUGGAAGGGAGAAAAUGGUUGCAGUACUUUUAUCUGCCGGGGCAAAGCCAAACUUGGUCACAGACCCCACGAAAGAUAACCCUGGCGGAUCCACUGCUGCUGAUCUUGCAUUCAUGAAGGGCCAUGAUGGCUUAGCAGCUUAUCUUUCAGAGAAGGCUUUGGUAGAACAAUUCAAGGAUAUGCGCAUGGCUGGAAAUGCUAGUGGCUCUCUUGACAUUCGCUCAAACUAUGCAGCAAACUCUGAGAGCCUCAGUGAGGAAGAGCUAUAUCUGAAGGAUACUUUGGCAGCUUAUCGGACAGCUGCUGAUGCAGCAGCACGAAUACAGGCUGCCUUCAGGGAGAACUCACUUAAACAAAAGACUAAAGCGAUUCAGUAUUCCAUUCCAGAGGCUGAAGCACGUGGUAUUAUUGCAGCACUGAAAAUUCAACAUGCCUUUAGAAACUAUGAGGCAAAAAAGAAAAUCAAAGCUGCUGCUCACAUUCAAUAUAGGUUUCGUACAUGGAAGAUGCGUCAAGAAUUUCUUAGUUUGCGUCGUCAAGCUAUCAAAAUUCAAGCUGCUUUUCGGGGCUUCCAAGUGCGGAGGCAGUACCGUAAAGUUCUCUGGUCAGUUGGAGUGCUUGAGAAAGCUGUUUUGAGAUGGCGCUUCAAAAGAAGAGGGCUUCGUGGGCUUAAGGUGGCCCCAGCUGAAGUCAGUGCAGAUCAGAAUCAGGAAAGUGAUACAGAAGAAGACUUCUACAGGGCCAGCCGGAAACAAGCUGAAGAGCGUAUUGAAAGAUCUGUUGUACGUGUUCAGGCCAUGUUCCGCUCAAAGAAAGCACAACAAGAAUAUAGUAGGAUGAAGAUGGCCCACGAUGAAGCAACGCUGGAAUUUGAUGAUUUUCUUGAUCCUGAUGCAAUCAUGGAUAAUUGAAGAAACUUCGGAGGUCCGGACGGGCAAUUGAUAACAUUUGAGGGGUUGUGCUCUCUGCUUGUGUAGCCUGUACAUCUUGUAAAUGCCUAGAACAAUUAGUUCUGUGCUUUAGACCCUUUCAGACCGUUUUUAGGAUUGUUGGGAAGGUCUUUCAGUGUUGUAUGAUCAGGACCCGGUCCUAAUACGUUGCUUCUCAGGUUUUAACGUCAUUGUGAACGUUAUGAGCACCGGCUCUUCCUUAUAAAUUCAGUGUUUUUAAUCUU